Molecule: messenger RNA, 4065 nt
Organism: Monodelphis domestica (gray short-tailed opossum)
Lineage: Eukaryota; Metazoa; Chordata; Mammalia; Didelphimorphia; Didelphidae
Gene: CDC25A
Product: cell division cycle 25A
Biological process (GO): positive regulation of G2/M transition of mitotic cell cycle; G2/M transition of mitotic cell cycle; protein dephosphorylation
Cellular component (GO): nucleus; cytoplasm
Molecular function (GO): protein tyrosine phosphatase activity
Source: RefSeq, a predicted model, not a curated record
GGCACUCUGCGAGCGGCUACUGCGAAACACCCGAGCAGCUGGGGGCAGGAGAUCCGCUGGCGCUGGUGGGGGUCUCACUUUUUGCUCUCCGCCGCCACCACAUUUAGGCUGACUGAGUUGAAAGAAAGCGCCUCCGGCCUGCGUCCUCGUCUUGAGGUUAUCGCCUGCCCCUCUCCCCGCUUCUCCCUUUCCACCCUUGAGCCGGCCCUGUUUUGUUUGGGUUUAAUCCUCUGGUUGGCGGCGCCUACCCGCGCGGCCCUGGAACCCCUUGCUGUGGGCAUCGUUCGUUCGCUCCCUGGCGGACCCGCCCGCCCCGCUUAUCCGUGGCUCCCGCGUCCCUGAACCUCGGGGUCGUGUUUGUGUUUGACCCGCGGGUGGCCGGGCUCACGCGCGCGCGCCGCGCUCCGGGAAGCGGUGGGGGCAGCGCUGCGCGGGACAAGGCGGGCGGGCGGGCGACCCACCUGGGGCGAGGGAGAGAACGAGAGGCGGCGCCGCCGCCGCCGCCCCCGCCGCCGCUGCUCCGGAUGGAGCUGGGCCCGGAGCACUCGCACCGCCGCCGGCUUCUCUUCGCCUGCAGUUCGCAGCCAGCCGUCGUCAAGGCCCUGUUUCCUGCUGGUCCCGGGGGGCUCUCCCCGGUCACCAACCUCGCAGUCACCAUGGACCAGCUGCGGGGCCUGGGCAGUGAAUGUGAGAAUCCACUGGAAAUGAAGAACAGUAGUAGCCUACAGCGAACAAGCUCCUCAGAGUCUACAGAUUCAGGUUUUUGUCUAGAUUCUCCUGGGCCCCUGGAUAAUAAAGAAAGCCUUGAAAAGCCCAUGAGGAGAAUAAAUUCCCUGCCACAGAAGCUCCUGGGUUGUAGUCCUGCCCUAAAAAGAAGCCAUUUUGAUUCACUUGACUGUGAUAUCUUUCAGCUAAGCGACCAUGAUGAAAACAAGGAAAAUGAGGGCUUUGAAUUUAAGAAGCCAACAAGACCUGUACCUCGUGGCCCUUUUCAUGGACUUGGAGAGGUCAAAGAUGUCUUCACGCAAAGGCAGAAUUCAGCCCCAGCUCAAAUGUUUCCUCUGACCUCUCUGUCUGAUGAGGAUGAUGGAUUCCUGGAAAUCCUUGAUGGAGAGAACCUAAAGAAUGAUGAUGAAACUUCAUCCUGCAUGUCAAGCCUUUGGACAGCUCCCCUAGUAAUGAGAAGAACAACAAACCAAGGUAAACGAUGUAAGCUGUUUGAAUCCCCCUCUACACCUAGUACCAUGACUCGUCCUGUGUUGAAGAGACUGGAACGUUCUUCAGAGGAUUCCCCACCAGGAAACACAAAAAAGAGGAAAAGUGCAAUAGAAGAACCUCCUGAAGAAGCAAUGAAAUUCAAUGAGAGCCUACAACCAGCUAUACCCCAGUCAUCUUCCACAGAAGAGACCAUUGAGAGUAUUUUGGACAGUGAUCAAAGGGACCUUAUUGGUGAUUUCUCAAAGGGUUACCUUUUUCACACAGUUGCUGGAAAGCAUCAGGAUCUAAAAUAUAUUUCUCCAGAAAUAAUGGCAUCUGUGUUAAAUGGAAAGUUUGCAAAUCUAAUUAAAGAGUUUGUCAUCAUUGACUGCAGAUAUCCAUAUGAAUAUGAAGGAGGCCAUAUCAAGGGUGCAGUGAACUUACACAUGGAAGAAGAGGUAGAAGCCUUCUUGCUGAAGAAACCCAUCAGGCCAACAGAUGGCAAACGUGUCAUUGUUGUUUUCCAUUGCGAGUUUUCUUCAGAGCGGGGGCCUCGGAUGUGUCGAUUUGUGAGAGAGCGGGACCGGCUAGAUAACGAGUACCCCAAACUCCACUACCCUGAGCUAUAUGUUUUAAAGGGAGGGUACAAGGACUUUUUUUUGAAGUGUAAGUCAUACUGUGAGCCCCCAAGCUACCGUCCCAUGCACCAUGAAGACUUUAAGGAAGAUCUGAAGAAAUUUCGCACCAAAAGCCGGACAUGGGCAGGGGAGAAAAGCAAAAGAGAAAUGUACAGUCGCCUAAAGAAGCUCUGAGAGCAGGGCUCCUCGGACAGCAGCCAGAGAAGCCCGUACUCCGGAGGAGCCUGGGGAAAGGGGCCGGCCAGAGGUGUCUUCGGCUCAGUCCUGCUCAUUCCACAUGCUGACCAUCACCGCCUGGGCCCUGAUUAUGAAGCCUCUGCUUCCCGUCAUAGUCCUGACGACAACUCUCUUGCUGUCCCUUUGGACCUUUUUAAGAUACUUUCAUGGGAAAAGCCUUCUUUUGGCAGAGACUAGGAAUGCUGGGGGGGGUGGGGGGAAUGGUUUGCUGCUACCUUAAGUUACCUCGUGGAGCUUACCAGGAACUUUGAUCAACACUCAGAUGAAGUUAAUGGCACUGAGGUUGCCUAAGGUCCCCAGGAGUUAGAUUUGUACCUUAAGUGGCCUCCUUGAGUGACUUUGGCUAUCGCCCUCCCUUGCAGCUAAUCUGUGGCAGCCACAAUGAAAAACAGGGUUUGGGGAGUAAAGACCAAGGGACGGGAAAGAACCAAAUACCAAAGACAGUCUAAGGAGAAAGGAUCUUUAUUGUGUACAACUCCUAUGUGUUAAUUUAUUCAACCUUUCCAAUCACUUUAUUUUUUUAACUCCUGGAUCAUUAGGUCAAAGUACUGCCUUUCCAAGUAGAGUAUUAUUCUAGGCACUGCCUUGGACCCAGAUUCUACUUUUGAUUUUUUUUUUUUAAAGAAACAAAAUACUAGACGUUCACAGUCUGGUUUGGUUAGUGAUGAGACAGGGAAUGAGAGGAGGAAGGAGCUUUCUAGACCCCAGAAGGUUAUAACCCGAAGGUUGCUUCAAACCAAGAGUGAGGCAGAGGUGGUAAGUGAAUGUCAAGACUUGACAAUAGCCUUAUGCUAAACUUUGUAGCUACUGUCGGAGACUCCUCAAAAAAGCCACGAGGCUUUAGUGACGUCCCUUCAGCACAUGCUGUCUGCCUAGAACUGGGCUUUUACCAGUCAUUUUAGGGCAGUGGGGCCUAUUGGUGAAUGCCCCCCUUCCCUGCCAUUCCUUAAAUGUUCCUGAACCUUGCUGGAACAGAAGUUACAGUCAAAAAAGCACUUCAGGCAGCUUCCACUGGGUUGAUCCCAGAUCAGUGUUAGGGCAUGUAGCAUCUGUAUUCUAGGGUAAGGGGUGGGAGAAAAUAAGCUCUAAGGCAAGGGUUCUUUAAUUUGGGUGUUCCUCUCCUAUUACCUUCAUGGUACCAUUCAAAAGCUUUUCCUUCUUUUAAUCUGCUCCAAAGGCUGAGGAGCUUUCUGAGCUUCAGAUUGGUGCUUUUUAAAAAGUUUUUUAGCCAUCCCAUUUCAUGGACCAUGGGGUCAUCAAAUCAGUGUUAGAGGAACUGCCUGCAGUUGUGGGUGGGAGGGGACAAGGCUCUGGGCAUUAAGAAAAGGGUUGGGAGUUGGUGUGGAAUUGACCAUACAGAAGAUGUUUCUCAAGAGGGAGCCUGGUGGAUCUUGAAGGUGAAACUUUCUGGGUUUAUCAUGUUUAAAUUUGAGGGGAAGGGGGUGGUAAAUGUAUCUCCUGUCGCCCUCUCAUCUAGUCCUAUGGGAGUAGGUCUUUAAAAAGAUCCCUGUGAUGGGAGUUAGGGCUAGAUCUUGAAAGCUGCUCUGGUACCUGCUCUUGUGUGUAGUAAAUCUAGCCACCCUACACUACAGGUGUCAGUCCUCGUGCCAUCUCUGGCUCUAUUGGGAUGCAGCCAAGUUUCCUCAUACUCAAAUAUUACCUUCUCCUUCCCUAGCUUCCAAAAAAGAAGUAAAAGUGGAAGGUAGCAUGAGAAUCAGUGAUGUUGUUAGUGACAGGUUGCUGCUAUAUGUUUUGGGUUUGGGAAUUGCAUUUAAAUGUAAAGCAAUCUUGUUGGAAAAAAUAUGUGAUGAAAAGGGGGAGACGUCCCCCACACACACACUCCUCAGUUUGGUCCCCAAUCUGGUUUUGUAUGGGCUGACAUUGCCCAAGUUCCAAGAAUGGGGAAGUCAUAAAAGACACUUAGGGCUAUAUCUACUUAGCCGGCAUUGAUAGACUCUUGCAGGCUUUAGAAAUAAACAACCUAAACCCCAAA